AUGCUGCGCGAUCAUGGCGCCAAGUACACGCUAGUUGCGGACGAUGAGGCGCCCACUGAGAAGAUGGGAACACAUCGACGACUAGGCAAAGGCAUGGCCGUCCUUGUGGCCGUCGCACUGUGCGGUGUUGCAGCUGCUGUCACGCUCUUGACCGCCUUGAGGCGAGAUGUGGCUUUCGCACCGCUAAGCGAGGAGGUGAAUGGCUUCACAUUGACAACGUACCCGCCACUAGUGGAGGACGGCGGCGACCUCGUCGUGUCUUGGGAGGGGAAGGCGUCGCCCCCUCUAACCAGUCGAGACUACUUGACACUGAGCUGCGGUCCUACAACAGGAGACGGAGACUAUUUGUUGAAGAAAGGAGUGAAAGACACGGACGCUAACGACCACUCGGUCCGUUUUUCGGAGCUUUACAUGAUGAGGUGCAACUACACCGCUGUGUAUUUCAAUUAUGACGAGAAGACGGACAAGUUCAAGCGUAUUGCCAAGGUGGAGGCAGGCAUGAAGGAGCCCUUCGAGACGCCUAAGCACGGUCACUUGAGUCUGACAGAUGAUGAGACAUCGAUGGCUAUCCUGUUCAACUCAGGGUCCUCGAAGACGCCUAUGGUCAAGUACGGGGAGAACCCGCAGGCUCUUAAAUUCCAUGCGACGGGAACGACGACGACCUACGGAGCUAAGGACUUAUGUCACGAACCAGCGAAUGUUCUUGGCCAGCGAGCGUUCCGUGAUCCUGGGUUCAUGCACACGGUCAUCAUGACGGACUUGGAGCCGGACACGUACUACUACUACCAAUACGGCCAUGAAGAACAUGGUCUGAGCCAUGUGCGACGAUUCAAGUCGCGGCCACCGAAGAGUACCAAGUACGCGAACUUUAUUGCGUAUGCCGACAUGGGUGCGUACGUUGAGCCAGGCUCCGCGUCAACUGCUGGGAGAGUCUACGAGGAUGUGAUGGGAGGAGGAUACGACUCCUUUUUACUGCACUUUGGCGAUAUCAGCUAUGCUCGAUCGGUUGGAUACAUUUGGGACCAAUUCUUCCACUUGAUUGAGCCCUACGCGACCAGGCUACCGUACAUGGUGGGCAUCGGAAAUCAUGAGUACGACUACAAUAGAGGUGGAAAGCGUGAUCUGAGUGGCGGUAUGCUGCCGUAUGGGGGCAGCUUUAACCCGGCGUGGGGCAACUUCGGUAUUGAUUCGGCAGGAGAGUGUGGAGUGCCAAUGCACCAUCGCUGGCACGCCCCCAAGACUGGAAACUGGAUUUACUGGUACUCCUUCGACUACGGUGGCGUUCACGUCAUUCAAAUGUCGACUGAGCACAACUGGACACGAGGAUCCGAGCAGUAUGAAUGGCUUCAGCGCGAUUUGGAGCAGGUGGACCGCAGCGUCACCCCAUGGGUGGUGCUCACAGCUCAUCGCAUGAUGUACACGACUCAGAUGAACAUUGAGUCCGAUAUGAAGGUUUCCUACAAGUUCCAAGAGGAAGUCGAGGAUUUGAUUUACGAGCACCGUGUGAAUUUGAUGAUGGUUGGCCACGAACACGCAUACGAGCGAAGUUGUCCAUUGUAUCGCAAAGAAUGCGUUGCUGAUGGGAAGGGAACCGUGCAUAUUGUGGUAGGCUCUGCUGGCUAUCCACUGGGCACGGAGGACUUCUCUGACAAGUACGGGAAGUGGAGUCUUCGUCACGUCAACGACUACGGGUAUCUGCGUAUUGCCUCGAGCCCGGAAGACAUGCGCGUCCAGUUCGUGCUGAACAAGAACGGCAACGUGUAUGACGAGUUCGUGAUCGCGCCCUGGGAGGACUAA
This is a messenger RNA of Phytophthora infestans T30-4, 1797 nucleotides long. Its product is annotated as calcineurin-like phosphoesterase, putative. Gene Ontology annotation, molecular function: metal ion binding; acid phosphatase activity. The transcript is spliced from 8 exons. Bases 1 to 1797 code for a protein of 598 amino acids. The record is from RefSeq and is a predicted model, not a curated record. NCBI's taxonomy places the organism in Eukaryota, Oomycota, Peronosporomycetes, Peronosporales, Peronosporaceae.